UUUCAAGAUGGCGGCGAUCAGAUGCAAGGUACUCUGUAUAAGUAAAAAUAAUCUUUUAAACCCAGAAUUUAGUCAUCUAUUUAGGGAAUAUCGCCUCGUAAUCUCCAGAAUAAACGGUCACUUAUUUGUUUUUCAUUGCGUAAUAGAAGUGCUUACUGUGAUGUGCCUCGUUCUUUAAAGUGUUGCGGCAAAUUAAUGGACCGGUAUUCUUGAGCAGCUCACAUGCUUCCGCUUUAUUCACUUUUUUCAUUAUUUUAGCCGAUUUAAGCUUCCGAUCAGUCUUGCGAUGAAAAAGAGAUCGUAUUUUGUCAGCCCCGGUAAAGAAACUCGACUGUUUCAAUUUGACGGAUUUUUCUUCUAUAUUUUUUGUUAGUCUAGUAAUUUAGUAAAAUAAUUUACACAAAUGUACAUCAUUGCUCGUAGUCGUUGACUUAAAGUGCCUUUUAGUAGUCGUGAUAUGUUCCUAAAAUUUUUUAUGGUUAAUUUUGAGCUGUAUAAAACGAUGAUGUCAAUAUUUUCUAGGUUACACAUAUUCUAUUGGCCGUCGUGUGGACUCUUAUAUGUAAAACCCAGCUUAGCUAUUGUCAACCUAGCACCUCAAAGUCAAUAAUUGCUACACUAGAUGCAAGAUGGGCAUCAACACCUUUACUUCUAGAGGCCAGGUUUGUUAAAAAAUAUACAUUACUGUAGAAUUUUUCUAGCCGUUGGUUUUGACCAUUUUUGUAAUUAUUAACUAUUAUUAUUAUUCAUUCAAAAUAUUUCCCCGAUUGUGAUUGGCUCAAAGCACCCGCAUAAUUCACCAUAACCAGUUACCAAUGACCAAAUUUAGAAGAAUUUUGUGUUUAAUGAGGAAAUGACAGUAAAAAUGCAGCGUUCUUGCAGGUUAAUGCACCGUUAACCGAGUAGACCUGCGGACGAGAUUGAGUUGUUUCGGUUGUGAAAACAAAAAAUGGCGGACAUUUCACUCGUUUCAAGAGUAAGAACUAGGUGAAAUUAUAGCUAAAAACAUGGCAAGAACAGCAAGAACACAAUUCAAAGGGUGACAUCUGCUAUUUGGAGAUUAUUUGCGGAGCUGAACAACCCUAAAUGUACACUAUCGAAGGUGAACUUAACAUCGAUGGAGGUAAGCAUGUUUUAGUUUUGUUUUUAAACUAGGAAUUAUUUUGAAUGAAUAAUAAAACAAUUAUUGAAUUUGGCUUUAGUAUCACAUGAAGAAUUAUGGAGAUCUCGGGGGGUGUUAACACCCUCCUUGAUCUCCAUAAUUCUUCAUAAGAAACUCAGCCUCAUUUAUUAAUUGUUAAUUAAAUGAGGCUGAUGAUCAUCUGAACAAUGAUGGAGAUCUUGGGUGGGUGUUACGGCCUAGGCAGAUAGCAAGCCAAAUUCAAAAAUUGUUUUGUUAUUCAUUCAAAAUAAUUCUUAGUUUAAAAACAAGUUAAAACAUGCUUACCUCCAUCAAUGUUAAGCUCAUCUUCAAUAAUGCAUGAUUAUCAGCAAGUUUAGGAGAUAAAGGGUUUUUCACUUUUGUAAAUAUUCUCCAAAGAGCAGAUGUUGUCCGUCGAGUUGUCUUCUUGCUGUUCUUGCUAUGGUGUCAGCCAACAGUCUGCCUAUUUCUUCCCCGUGAAACAAGUGAAAUGUUCCACCAUUUUGUACUCACUACCAAAACAACUCAACCUUGCCUCCAGGUCUUCUUGGUUAACUGUUCAAUAAUCUGGCUGCACACUUGACAUCAUUUUUCACAUAUCGCAAAAUCAUUUCAAAUUUGGUCGACAAUACCUGGUUAUGAUGAAUUAUUUGUGGGAUUUUAGCCAAUCAGAAAUGGAGAAAUAUUUUGAAUGAAUAAUGAUAAUAGUUAUUGGAACCAAACCUAACUUUCCUUCGCCAGUCAAACACUAUAAUUUUACUCCUGAUUUACCAAACCUCCCACUAAUUUGAACCAAUUUGCUUUUCUUAAAGUGGUUUGAAAAAUCGGGAUUACGGUUAGAUAAAAAACAUUGUGAUACAUAUGUGAUCUCCCAGUUUUGUGAUAUGUUAGUUAAUUUGAUAAACACUGUGAAAGGUUUGAACCCAGGGGUCAUUUCAAAAGGUUGAGUUUGAUCGUCCGGGUGAACGUAGUCCUGAAUAGGACUGUUGUUGUUGACAGUGACUGACGUUUCGACAACCUGUGCGGUAGUCAUCUUCAGAGUCAAAGUGAGUUGUGUCACGUCAGUUGAUGGUAUUAUACUCUGGUUAUUGAUCUGAUUGGUCAAUUACGUCGCAAUGUUAUUGGUCGUCUGUCAGUUAAGCCAUGAUGUUAUUGGCUAUGAAGACUUGUAAUCAGUGAUUGGUGCGUUUCGAUCCGUCUAUUGUCACGGUUAACCAGUCGUCUAUUGUUAGUCAAAUUGUCAGUUCUCCAGUUGUUCUCUCGUAGUUAGUUUUCCUUGAUCUCGUCAAUAAGUCGUUUGUAAGGCGCUGGUGCAAGCCGCCAUGGGGGCUUUUAUUUGGAGGGGCUUAUUCAUGGAGGGGCUUAUUUUUGGAAUUUUAUGGUACAUGUAGCUUGACCCUGUGGUACAAUGUAGUAGUUUGAAGAGGCAGGAAAAGGGGAAAGUAAGGCAUACUAGAGUGUAAUAGUGGGGCAAGGAAAAAGAUUUAGGAUACCAUGCAAGCCAAGCGAAAAAUUGCAAAAAAAAAUAAAAAAUCAAUAAUAAGGAGAAAAAAAAUGAAAUGAAAGCUAAUUGUUGUCAAUGAGUGUUUUUCACAUUAAAAAGGGCAUAACUGUAAAUUAUCCAUAAAGUGAGUGAUAAACCCUAGUCAGUAAAAUGAGCACUUAACCGUAAUCAGUGAAAGUUGACCAAGACUGCAUGAUUGUGCAAAUAUUUCAGCAGCAAAACCUGGCAUACCCAUAGGGAACUAUGAUGCAGAAAACGUUUUUCAUGUAUUUGCAGUUUUAUAAAAUGUUACUUUUUUUCCCAUGGCUCACAUAAAUCGCAUGGCUUGCUGGCUCACAGAUUUUCUAGCACUAGGAAUAAUAGAAAUGAUGCCUUUGAGGACACUAUUGUUUCACCCUUUUUUACUACCAGUUUCUUGUUGAACAAAACAUGAUUGGUUGUCAAUCACAUAAAUUCGGAUGGGCAGAAUUGCAUGCUAAUUUUCAUAUGAGCCAUUCCCAAAUAGCACCCUAACAAGAUCCUUACUGCACGCUGAAGAAAACAUAAACGAUGUGGCAUCAAGAUUAUCUUUUUGCCUUUUAUCUCUUUUUAGCAAGAGAUCUACUUGAUAGUUUAUUCAAUGUUUUAUUUUUUUCAUUUCAGUGAAUAUUUAGCCAGAGAUAGCAAUGAAAAGUUUUGGAAGUUUGUAGAUUUAUCACAGACAGUUUCAUUCAGUCAUGAUUCAGGUAUUUAUGUCAAACAAGCUAUGAUUAUUAAAGGAUGUAAGCACACUUUUGGGUAUAGAAUGGUUCCUCGAAAAAUGUGGGUCUCAGAAAUUUUUGGCUCCAGCUUGAAAUCGUACAAGUGAUUUUAUAGGUCUUGAAAUCUUGUUGUUGGGUAAUGUUGUGUCUCAGAGUCUCAAAUACUUCUUGAGUCUUGUUCUCAAAUUUUGAAACCGGGCUCUCGCAGGCACACAAAGUCUCAAAUUUACCAUUCUAUACCCCUACUUUUAUGAUUUUAACUUUCAGAUGGUAUAAUUCUUUUUUUAAUGCAUAAUAAGGGAUGGUAAAUUAUAGCUGUGCUCCUGCAGCAACCCAGUCAUGGCCACCUGACACUUUUACAGCUUACUUUUGUUCUUAGACAACAAGGAAAUUUUAGAUUAAAUGGAUUGCAUAAAGCCUUUUUGUGGGGCACCUUGAAUCUAAUUACAUUGGUGGCCUUUAGUUUCACUUAUACACAUUAUUCAAGCUUAACAUGCUCUUAUGAGGUUAUUUGUAAUUAACUCUGAAAUGAUGUCUCAUCAUCCACCAAACUUCAAGACCAUAUACCCUUGAUUAUUAUUUUAAAGUAAUUUGGCAUGUCACCAUUUCUUUCAUACAGUGUGUUAUUGAUUUCUGCUAAUCUUAGUGGUAGAUCAUUUUUGUGAUUUAUUUGUCUUUUGCACUGUGUGAAUUUUAAAUAAAGUAACAUAAUGUUUUCAGCAAUAGGUUUAGAUUUGAAACUGAUUUUUUUUUCUCCUCAGAUGAAUAUCAACAUAUUAUAAAAGUUGCUGAAAAGUUACUAGCUCCUUUAGGUUUGGAUUUCUUACAAUUUUCCUUGUCGCUGAGAUAUUACUCUCCAAGGGUGGAAUUAUUUAAUAGGGUGAGUAUAAUAAUACUUGUCAUGGUAUUUCUUAUUAAAGCCCUUUGCAAUUUUGAAAAACCUCUCACUCUACAUCAAUACAUGUAUCUACUGUUUCAAGUCCAGAUGUUAAGAAUAAUCUGUUAAACUGGUUGGUAGAGGAUUAAUGUAUGAUAGUUUAUUAUGCAAAAGUCACACCUGCCCAAUAGUUUGCAUGACUUUGCAGCAUUCAUCCUGACAAGUUAUCAGCAAAGUAUGAUAUCUCACCUUAUAUGGUAGUUUAUUGUAUAGGUCUAUAGGCGACUACCUCUUUACAGACAACUCUGUAAGAUGGACAUCUCACUAAAUUGGACACCUAGAGUUGGUCCCUGCCUUUCUUUACUCCCUUUAGUUGACUCUCUAUAAGACGUUCACCUAGAGUUGGUCCCUGCCUUUCUUUACUCUUUUUAGUUGACUUUCUAUAAGACGGACACCUAGAGUUGGUCCCUGCCUUUCUUUACUCUUUUUAGUUGACUUUCUAUAAGACGGACACCUAGAGUUAGUCCCUGCCUUUCUUUACUCCCUUUAGUUGACUCUCUAUAAGGGGGACACCCAGAGUUGGUCUCUGUCUUUCUUUAGUCCCUUUAGUUGACUCUCAAUAAGAUGGACACCUAGAGUUGGUCCCUGCCUUUCUUUACUCCUUUUAGUUGACUCUAUAUAAGACAGACAUCUCUCUAAGAAGGACACUUAGUGCUGGUUGCAAUUAAGGUGUCCAUCACAGAGAGAGUUGACUUUAAACAUUUCAAACUGGAAAAUGGAGUCUUGAUGACAUUGAAACACUGUUGGAUUUAUCAUUGAUUUUUUAAUUGCCUAUGUGUUAUGAUACCUUAAUUUGCUAUUAACAUUUUGUGUACCAUUUUGGAACAAACAUUUUCUUCUCCAGGGACCCAUUCUUCCAUCUCAUCCACUUUCUUUCUAAUUUGUUGUUUUCAUUAUAUAUUAUCUUUGUGACUUCCAUGAAACUAAUUUUAUCGCCAGUAGGACGGUCUUUGAGACUAUUUUUUAUUAGGUGGGAAUAUUUGCUGUGUUUUGAUUUUUUUUAUAGGUAGCGCACGAAAUUCCAGCACCAGACUGUGAAGCGUUUAUUCAACUUGGCACUCAGACAAUCUGUGAUGUCACAAAGGCAGUGUCUGUUAUCAAGCAAGCAGAAAAUGUGUAUGUCCCACUCAUUAGUGUGCUCAUUACAAAGCCCUAUUUCUGAAAUGACAAAUUGUGCCCAAGUUUGUUACUUACAUGCAAGGUGGCGUACACAGUUAACUCCCUUUAUCAUAAACACUGUAGGGACCUUGAGUUAGUGUCCUCAUUAGUGAGAGCCCAUAAUAGCGGGAGUCCAUUUCAGUCAAAUGUCUAUGUUUGCAUGGGAUUUAGCUGCUGUCCGUUAUAGCGGGGUGUCUGCAAGGUGAGAGUUGAAUGUAAUGGCCAUUUGAAGUCUCUUUAAAGAAAAAACACAUAUAAUCAUGAUUAAAUAAAUGCGAUUGCCCCCUCCCCCUUUCUAAUCCAUUUUAUCGAGAACUCUGAUAUACCAUUAUGUUGUACGCACCAGUAGCCCCCUCAUCCACUUUCCCUUUGGUGGAUUUUCUCUAUUGUGUGACAUGUCAAAGAAAACUGACUUCCCCAUGUACCCAGCCCUCUACAAUUUCAUUGAUCAUUGAAAAUUGAUGUAAGCAAGCUGUUGUCUUUUUUAUUCUUUAUACAGGCCAGUAUCACAAAGCUUUGAAUUUGAUCAUCACUAUCCUAAGUCAGAAAACAAUUCAGUAGCUGUAGUGUUGUACGCAGUGAUUGGAUCUGAGUCAUUUUGGAAAUUUCACCAACAUCUCGAACACUUGGCAAAGUAUGAGAAUGUUCAUUACAUCCUCAGACAUUAUUUACAGGUAAUACUGUAUAAUAACAUUAAUCAUACUGUAAUGGUACUUGAUCAUCAUCAAUAUUUAAUACAUUCAUGUGUCAUGGACUCUCUAAAUCUUGGAUACUUUUAGACUUAUGUCCUAUGAUUUUGGUAUUAGGAACAGUGUAGGUCACUUAAUUGACCCUGAGCCGCAAUGCCUUUUUCUUAAAGCAGUCAACAACAGGUAAAAAGAUGCGACUAUCAGGGUAUGGAGUAGAACUUGCUGUAAAGAAAACAGAAUACAAAGCUGUGGAUGACAGUAAAGUCAAAGAUGACACAGAAGGAAAAGUACAGAAAACAGAUGAAGCAGAUGAAGAUGAAGUUGAAGGUUUCCUUUUUGGGAAGCUGAGGUUUGUAGAUUGAGUGCAUUCAGUACAUAAACUUAAGAUGUCUGACUUAUUAAUUAUCUGACAUGCAAAAAUUUGUUUUUCUGAUCUGAUUUGUUUACUGAGGUUGAUUGGCCACUGCCCUCGGGAAUGAGAAGUUCUCAAUUCCAAGGACAGUGGCCAAUCUAUGGUUCUUGUAAAACAACUCAGUUGUAUUUCAUUCCCCCCUGAUGUAACACCACAGGUUCUUUAGAAACUAACCCUUUCAUCAUCUGAGCUCUGAGUUCAAUAAUGUUAUUUCUACUUGUGUUUUAUGUUGGCUAUUAUCUGUUUAGAAAGAGCUACUCUCUGUUCCUGGGGAGGUACAUGUAGAUACUGUAAUUUUAACCCAGCAUAAGACUAGCUUAUCCAUAUAAUGUUCUAUGUGACUGCUCCUUGGUGGUUUAUAUCUCUGGAUUUUUUUCUGGAUCAACAUUACAAUUUUUGCUUUUGGUUUCAAUUUCAGGAAACUUUAUCCAGGUCUGAAAGAGAACUUAGAGCAGUUCAGGAAACACCUAAAGGAAGGUUCACAAGAAAUGGCUGCUUUAAAAGUGUGGCAGUUACAAGGUAUUUACUGUGAACUUUGCAUAGAGUUACUCUGCCGCCUGUACUUGUGUCAAGUUGUUAGUUAUAUGCUGUGCAAUUUUUUGCCAGUUAAUUUGUCUUAGUACCUGUUUCUCCAUCAUUAUUUUUAUAAUUGUGUGCUAUGUGGCUGUGUAAUAUUAGUUUUAGUGCUGUCCAGUAUUUUUUUAAUUCUUCAAUUAAGCGUAAAUUAAAAAGAAGCCCACAUGUGUGAAUUCAUUGUGACCAAUGUCCAACACACUGCUGUACAAUGUAUGUCCUGACCUCCGAAUCGUAACUUCAGUUUCAGGUUUGUAGAUAUCGCAGUAAUAACUCAUCUGUUCGGGGACAGCAUUUUAAUACAUGUAUAGAUGGCCAUCUUCAUCUUCAGACUGUUCUAUUUUCCCCUUUAAAUGCAACCAGGAGCGAAUGAUGAACUAAUUAUACCAGUACACUUGUGUAGGUUUAGUUCCACUGUUCCUCUCCAUACCAUGAGACUGUAGUGAGAUCACAUGGUGAUACUCCAGUCAACUGCAAAUACAAAAACAAAUCCAAUACUCCUCAUUGGCUAUCUAACAUCUCGUCUGUAAGCUGAAAUGAGUGGGGUUUUUUUUGCAGAUUUGAGCUUCCAAGCAGCCCAGCGGGUCAUGUCAUCUGAUCCACAAGGAGCAUUAAAAGUACUUAGAGAUAUCAGUCAGAAUCUGCCCAUGCAAACAAGGUUUGUAACCUUUGAUUGAUGUGUGUUAUUUUUGUGGUGAAAGGGUUACUGGGUAUGUACCAUGUGCUGCUAGAUUUUCUUUUAGAAGGUGUGCAACAUCUACAUUACUGUUGAAAUGUUGUGUGUUUCAAUACUGGCAUUACAUCUUACAGACUUGUUUAAAACCUGGUUGACUUAGAGGUCAAAUUCAAAUUUUAAAAUUAGAAAUGUUCUAUUACAGUGGUCAGGGAACGAGUUGCUCACAAACUGGGAUUUUACAACCUUCUUGUGAAAAUAAAUCUUCAAAUAAAUGGUUCAUUCUGGCUUCUUAUUAUGAAUGGGGGUUAUAUUUUUAAACUUCUAUUCCAUCCACAAAACAAAUGUUGUUGUCAUAGCUUUUUAGAGCACUCAUGUCUGUGUUUGUGCUUUAGAUCUCUCGUUAAGACAAAGGUCAAGGAGGAAAUGAGAAAAGAGAUUCAGUUGAAUCAAAAGGUACAACAUUUAACACAGGCACAUUAAAACUUUUAGCUUACUACUUCUAGUGUGUCAAUUUGUGAAAUACGCAUCUAAUCAUUCCUUCUCCAAUGUAGCUGUAAAUAAUCACCUAAUUGAUACAUGUGGUUUUGGUAAUCUCUUAGUAAUAAUAUAUUCACUAAACCAUUUCUUUAAAGAUACAUUUGAUUAAAGCUGUACUUUUCCUAUUUUCCCAAUUCUGAUUCUUCUUGCAGCAUUUUGCUCACCUGGGAAUUGAUGCAGGAGACAGUGCUUUGCUGAUCAAUGGACUUUUAGUUCCCGUUGAUGAUCUAAAUCCAUUUCAGUAAGUUUGUUUCAAAUUGUAAAACGCAAUGUAAGUUCACAGUUCUUGGUUUUUGUGGCAAGUAUGCAAUAAUUAUGCACAAUUGGCCCCAUGGAAUAGCGAUGAUGUAAUGGGUAUAACUCUCACUAUAACUCUCCCGCAAAAGCUUGUGUGAUUGAAUUGAGUUAAAACAGAGCACUACUAGAGAGAGGGGAGGUUAAAAUGAGUGAACCAUCAAUAAUAAGUGAAUAUGUAGCACUCAAGGUGCCAAAAGAUGUUUGGAUCAACGGAGUUGAGAAUUAUUUUGUCAUCUUAACUACAUGUAUUAUAUAUUUAGGCUUUAACUGAAACGCGAAUGUAUGACUAUGACUGUAUCCAUACCUGCAAGUUUAUCAAACUCUACUGUUCCCCAGACUUUUAGACUUGCUACGUGAUGAAGCACUUGCAAUUGACAGACUUGCUUCUGUUGGAAUCAAGGUAAUAGUUUUCAAAAAAAAUAGUAAUAUUGUGUAUAGCAAUUCUCUGUCUAUGUCCCCGGGUCUCAGUCACUCCUAAAGGCCUGUGUGUUAGCAUACAUAACACAUACAUGUAUGGAAAGGUACAUAUGUAUGUAGGUAGCUGACAAACUAGUAUAAUCUGUUAAGUAGCCUUUAUGAGUGUUGCAGUAACUUAGAGAAAUGAUUCAUGGGACUACAGAAAAAGCAGAGUUUUGUUUCCAUGGAUCCUUGUUCUAGCUUUCUGCAAUUCCUUAACCUGAUUUAUGGGAAUAUCCAGUGUGCUUUCCACUAGAAAACUAAAGAAGGCUCAUUGUGUAUGAUUGUUUUUUUUUUCUUUCUGUUAUUUUAGGGGGACGCCCUUAGCAAGCUUGUGUCCCUUUCAACUCAACCAGAACAUGAGUCUUUUGUUUUAGAUGCCAGGCAUGACUCUAUUGUGGUAAGUUAUCUUUCUCUGGCCUUUUGGACUGAAUCAUGCAAACGAUCUUUUCCCACUGUACAAGUAAGGUAUCAAGUUGUUUAUAACGUUAAAACUGGUGACAUCACAAAAUAAUGGUAGAAGGGACAAGCAUCUGCAUGUGUGUUCCUUGUUUUAAGCAAAAACAAGCUACACACAGUCAUGCAACUUGAUAGAAUCAAGAAAUCAGCUUUUAGUCUACCUCAAGUUUGCUUUGCCAUAUCAAAACAAAAAAUAUCAACUUCAACUGGUGUGGCGGGCUUAUAAGGAAAUAUCACCUUUGACAAAAUUAGGGCACAAAAACCACUCUUCCUUUCCUCCGCACUUUAUUAUUUUUCUGAGGUUAGUCAGUCCUACCUACAGCUUCGUCUAGGGAGAAAGUUCCAAAAAAAGAAUGUAUAUUGAUAACAUAGGGUGCGAGAAGUCCACGGACUACCACACAACUGAAAUGACAUUUUCAUGUAUAUUUCAAAAGAACGUUUUGGCUGGCCAGAGUAACCGUCAAGCAUCCUGUUUAAGAUCAGCGUUACAUCUGCAAGCCGAAGAAGGCAGGUCAGGUCAACCGAAAUAUUGUUUUGAAAUACAUGUGCAUCAGCGUACUGUAACAGCUUUGCAGUAUUCUUUGGGCUUCUUGUAUUUUCUUAUAACAGUCUGCAGUUUAUUUCAAUCAUAUAUUUUUACUUAAACGCCUCUUGUAUGUAACAUGAAUUAUGUCUUAUUUAGUUACUGUUGUUUUCAGUUUAUUAAUGACCUUGAAAAAGAUCGACAGUAUUGGGGCUGGCCCUCUGAACUACAAGAGGUAGGUGAACGCAGUUAUGUAGUACAAUGGAACCUCGAUAUAACGAAGUGCCAAGGGACUGGCAAAAUGUGUUCGCUAUAUCGAGGUUUCGUUAUAUCGAGGUUCUUUUUCAUAUGUUUUACUAUGACUGGGGUAAUGAAAAUCGUUCGUUAUACCGAGGACUUCGUUAUAUAAAGGUUUUUUAUAUCGAGGUUCCACUGUAGUCUGUACAUAACAGUUAGGAUGUCUGUUGUCAGCUUGUUCCUGGUUGAAUGUCAUUUGCCUACUCUUCAGGUGACCACCUGCCUAGUACACGUACGGUGUCUUCCCAGUCCUUCAUUUAUCUCGCUCGGAACACGUGACCCAAAACGCAUCGGCCGCGCCGAAAAAUGAAACCUAGGGGUGAGACAAAAAGUCGUCUCCCCCCAAAACCAGAAUUAUGUUGCCCGAAAUUUUAACAUGCUGAACAACAUCCCAACAUCCUAUUACACAUUUCUCGCGCUCAUUACCUCUCAUCAUGGCUUAGAGAAAGAGAUAUAUCACAUACACUACUUUAUUCCACUUUUUCUCUGUGUAUUACAACUGAUAAACUUUUGGGCGACAUAACUCUGGUUUUGGGCAACAUUACUUCGGGCGAGAAUUGACUGGUUACCCUUGUUCAUUCUAGGUACUGUUAUUUUUUAGGAUCAUUAAUUUGCAGUCCGGGGUGUAAAUUUUUGAAGCUGUGCACCCUGAAUUGUAACCACUUCAGUGAUGUACUUAGCUUGAAAGUAAUGUUUCAAUUGUCUGCUGAUGAUUAAAAGAUUGAGAACACAGGUUUUGAAAAAACUAAACAUUUUCUAGUGAUGUAGUUUACUUAGACAGUUUGAUGGUAUAUGUGGAUACAAAGGUUUUUCACGAUCGUUGGUUUUUGCGUUUGGAGUGUUCAGUGAUAAUAUAAUAGUAUGCUUUAAUCUCUGAUUCCAGAUAUUACGACCAACAUUUCCUGGAAUGAUGCGUUACAUUGCGAAGAACAUAUUUAAUCUGGUAAAUCCAUCUUUUUUGUUUGACAUAACCAAGUAAAAACUUGAAGGAAAACCAACGUUUUGCCGUCACGCCAUCGUCAAGGCAUUAAACAGCAUGGGAUGUAAAAUUUACUUUGAUAUUUCGAGUCUGAUUGCUAGUUGCCAAUUGACCCUCAUUUGUUCUAAUAUAGAUAGCGCUAUUUACCGGACAAAUGACGAUCCAGCGGAUAAGUAUUAGAAAAAAAUCAAUGGCGCUAGAUUGCGCUGGAUUGAGAUUCAUCCACUGGGUAGCGUUAUUCACCUUUUCAACAACUGGGUCUUGGUCUUAAUUGUCGUAUUAAUGUUGGAUUUACUGACUAAACAGUCAACUUCGUAAUCAUCUUGAUUACGCAUCUGCUAAGAAUGCAGGAAGUAAUCAGGGACCUUACCUGGAUAUUUUAUAUACAGUGUGACAGGACUCUUGUUGGACCUCUAAGUGGAAGUGUCUAAGCUGUAUAACCCAACCUGUGAUAUACCGCGGUAUCAUGGGAAAAGCGCUGCGGCGCCUCCUUACAUUGUUCGACAAGUACAAUUGUCUGUGCAAUUGGGGGAUGGCCCUUCUGAUUUUGGAAUGACGCACUACUACGCAGUAUCUCUUUUUCUUUGUUGAUUUAAGAAUAAUAACAGCCAAGGAAAAACGUAACAAAUGUUAGUUUUAUAACAGUACACAUUACGCAAUGUAAAAAAGUAAAAAAAAAGAAGAAAACAUUUGCAAUAAUUGUCGCAUUGUUGUUGACAGGGUGCAGUGUACUGAUUCGGGAUAGCGCCCUGUCGAGUAGAUACGUUACAUGUAUUCCACAUUACAGAUCUGCAUUAGGCACACAGGUCACAUUGAGUACUAUACACAACACUUUGUCAGUUGAUUAUUUAUGGUUCGUCUCAUUUAAAUCUCACAAAACAGGUCUAGUAGUUAUCUGUUCUUUCAUGCUUAGGUCCUUAAGUUACUUCCUAAAACUUCCACCGACGCUUGAUAAUCGAAAAUGCAGAACUUUAAAUGAACGUUCUCUCUUGUUUCGUUAGGCGUUGGCAAAGGGCUGGUUCAGCAGAAAAUGUUGUUGUUGGUGUUUUUCUACUUUUGGUCAAAUGCAAAAGACAAAAUACGUUACACUGCUUAAUAUUAAAACUGUUGUAAAUUAUUGAUUAUAUACUGGAAGUUGUGUUACCGAGCGAGCAGAGGUUUCUCUCUUGCAUGGUUUUUAGCGUUUACGAAGUUCGUAGCGUCGCUUGUCAGUCGCCUAGUUGGUGGCAAGUGACGAGAACGACUUUCUAAAAACUAAAAGCCAUGCAAGAGAGAAACCCGGCUCUGCUCGCAGAGUAGUUUAGUGCUUGUCAGUAAGAGAUAAUCAGAAGCAACGGAAUGAAUAUACAUGUAGAGUGCUAGUCAACAGUUUUUAAAUAAGACAGGGUUUCUUUGUUAAAAUGUGUGACUAUAGUAUUAGUAAAAGAAAUCAAUGUUUGACGUGUGUAUUUAGUUCGUUAUUUAACGCAUUACAUUUUCUCUAGUCUUUUUUCUACUCAUACACCUUGUCCGUAACUGUGCUCACAUCGUGGGUUCCUCCUCCUAAAAUGGUUUACAAAUAUAUGUAGUAGAGAAUUUAAUGUAGCCGAAACUCAGUUGUGGAAUUGCACACAUUUAUGCAUGCUGCCAAUGAGCAGUUACGAUAUACAGAUAUUUCAAGCGACAACAAUUUGCUGUCUGUCCCCUUUGAAUUGGUUGUCGUAAACUUUCUUUAAAGGUUUUCUUUGUCAAUCCAGUGGACUCCAAGAGCAUUGAGCUUCUUAAGGUUGCUAAUGAGCUUCUUCAUAAUUCAUUUCCAGUUAGGUAUGUAUUAGUUAAAACUUUACACACAAAGCAUGGUGUCGGUUUUUUUUUAGGGUUUUCGUUCUUUCUGUCAUCUUUGUCAUCAACAGGGUUGUAUAUUGUACAUUGAAAAUAAAUUAUACGUUAUAGUGCGUCAAUGGGAGAUAUACCCAGUAAAGCUUUUGGUUGGGGUAUACAAAUCAAAGUUUGGUUGGAACUGUUGUAAGGGUUCCAUGUUCCUGGAACGUUAUUAUGAGCACUUCACCACCUCAAAAUAUUUUUCGAGCACCUUGUUGAAAAUAAAUUAUUGGAGGCGAAUCACAAGAACCACUCACGCACAAGCGGCAAGCAGAGUAAGCCCGAGGCGUUUAAGAGCCUUGUCUGUGACCCUUCAUGCUCGUAAUUUUUAAAAGAUAACUUACUUCCCCCUCGGGUAUAGAUUAAGAACUAAUUAAACCACAGUCAUCACUUAAUCUUACGCCAUGAAUAACUGUUAUGAGAGAAGAUAUAAACUUUUGCGAAAGGAAGUGAAACAAGCUGAAAUUACUGUAUUUUGAGUCCGUGCAUUCUUCUAUGCUGCAGGUUUGGAUUAUGCUUGGUUGCUGAUGUUCCAGUGGGUGUUGAUGCCAAAACGGAUGCCGCUGUAGGGAUCACACGAGCAUUCAGCUUCAUUGUUGCCGACAAAGAUCCACGGCAGGCAUUUGAUUGGCUGUUGCAGGUUAGUUUGUAUACAGACGCAUGGGUCCUCCGGUUAUUAAAGCAAGGUUCAGCUAAUGCAGGUCUCGUCUGUUGUUUCAAGUAGCGUGUCUUGCCGGAAAUGAAAAUGCUUAAUGAAAUCGCCAAAAGCGUGCAGGAAACAUUCUUAAUUAUCUUGAUAGUUUCUCUGGUUACCUAUCCUGUUGUUUUGCCUAAGAGCAAGGUCCUGUUUUCCUAGUCUUAAUUAAGAGUUUAAGAUAACGAGCAAGGAUUUCUGGAAUGAGAGAAGUAAUAUAAUGGGGAACAGAUGUAUUUUUAAGAUAGCAUAUCGUAAACGUCCUUUUAUGAGCCUUGGGUUUAUACAACUUCGUAAGGGUUUUUUCGGAGGGCUUAUGACCGAACCAAAAAAGCGUUUCAAAACAAGCUUCAACUCAGUGCUGAUCAAAAUACGUUUUGAAUUUACUCGCUUUCAAACGUUUAGCUUGAGGUCUACUGAGGUUGUCGCCAACAAACUAGGUAGCUGUUUUUCCUUGUCUUGUUAUCAGCUUUAUGACAGGUUACCUGAGGGUGAAUCCCCAUCUGCCGAAAAGGUGAUGGAUUCAUUUUCGUCUUGGUACAGUAAAGAUGAAACAGAAGAAGUGUUUGGUGAAGACACAGAAUACGAUGAAUAUAGAAAGGUACAGUCAAAUCCACACACACGACAUGCCCUGUACACCUCAUUUAAAUGCGCACAUCAGUGAGACCAGGAACCUAAUUUAAUACCCUCUGAUACCCUGCUGCCCAACUAGUAUCCGAGAGGUUUUCUGGCUUCAUAUCAUUUUUUUGUUUCUCGUACGAUUUCAAAAUCUUAAACGUUUCAUUUACCAUCGUUGUUUUAUUCUCCACCCUACCGAAAAAAACAACACCCCGUUAUAGAAUAAGAGCUUUUUUAACAGACACUACAUUAACAAACAGUCUACAGACUAACAUACAUACUUGUUUUCCCCGAUUUAAAAACACUCAACGCAGGCACCUUACUAGCUGACUCGUCCCCAGUCGUCACUCAAAACCUCUCUCUAGUGACGCGCGGGGUGUGAUGGGAAGGAGGAAAGCGCGAGAGAGUCUUCCUCACCUCUGUCUUGCCAUCGCCCCCUGCUCCCGCCGUGCGCGUUAUCCGCGACGACGACUGGGGACGAGUCAGCCCUAGUAGUACAAUAAACAGACUUUUCAACCUUUUUUUUUUCAAACGUUAACUGUAAUGUUUAUAUGGGUGUCAAGUAGUAAACUCACUCGCUCAUUUUCGCCUAAUUAUGCUUUUGAAAAUGUACACAUUAUGAUUAAUUUUCUUGUUACAACACAGUACAGUUCGUAACUGGGUUUCCUUGUGUCUUAUUCAGCCUUUCCAAAGGAAUUAUUGACUCACUUCUGUUUCACUAAUAACGCUAUCAUUGCUAGUUAAAGUGAAGCCGGCUUAAUAUCUCUUAUCUAUCUUUUAGUCCUCACAGCGUUUCUUUGGCAAAACUGGACUUCAUAAAUUGCCACAAGUGAUCCUUAACGGAGUACAGAUUGAUGAAGAAGAGGUAUGAGCAGGAAACAAAGAUGAUUUUUCUUUUGAAAACUAUGAUGUUUCUUAUUUUUAAGAGGGCCCACAUGUAAACCUUACAUUGAUGGAUGUGGUCUCCCCCUGACACAUGGUUCUCUGUUGCAGUGAUUAAACAACGGUGUAUCAGACAGCGGACACGCUAUAUAUGUUAGUCAGUAAUCUUUGAAAAGUAUUUUCUUACUAUAUUUAUAUUUAUGUAUAUUAAUUAUUAAACUUUCCUUUGUAUUCGUAUUUUCUACAAUAGCUGUUAAUUUGCUGAUAAAUCCCUCGAAAUGGAGUUGCAGCUGUAAGACAGUUACUCUGUUUUUCCAUUUACUCAAUGUUCUUCUCUCGGUUCAUUAGUUUGACAGCAUAGAUGAAGCAAUUAUUCGUGAAGUGAUGAUGCAGACGGGCCCCAUACAGCAUGCAGUGUUUUCGGUAUGAAAUCUAUGAAAGUACCGGUAAUUAAUCUGCUGUUUUUUCAUUGUCAGUGCCUUAUAUGAGCCAACCUCAGCACUAGUUUUUAGUUUCGUUACAAUAACUGAGCACUACAAUCUUUGGUCUAUUUGUUGUUGUUUUAAACUCCUGGGCCCAGUUGUUCGAAGGCCGAUUAGCGCUUAACCCGGAGUUAAAUUUAACCGGGGUUUCUUUUUCUUGUGUUCUAAAGCAUUUUCUCCGAUAAUUUUCUCUGUUAUUUUUAGAGCUUCCAAUCAUCAUCUUGAACACAAAAAGAAAUGAAACUGAAAUGCUUUUUAAGCUUUCAAAUCUUAAUUCAAAUCUCGCACUAACCCUGGGUUAUCUUAACCCAGCUUUGAACAACUCGGCCCUGCUUAAUAUGAAUGUUUGUUGUUUAGGGCGCUGUAUACCGCUAUUCCAGUGUAUAUGAGUAUCUAAUGAGUCAACCUAAUGUGGUUCCCAGAGUAAAUGCAAUGGUUCAGUCCAUGGAAAGACCAUACAUUGACUUAACAGCAGCAGCCAGGCAACACACAUCAGGUACCGCCAUGAGUCUCACAAUUCUAAACAACAUAUUCGCCGUAGCUUCUUUUGAAAUUCCGUAUCCGUGAAAUGGGUUUGACAAUUGACUGCCAUUGGAGUGAUUUUUCAGUAUAUUCUAGUAUGGUAACCUUCUCUGAAGUUGACGCAAAGAUAUUGUAAUUGGUACGUGGACGGUAGAGAUGAUUUUCACACUUUAACCUUACUGCUAAUUGAGUGCUAUUUCAUUUGCUAAGUUGUACAGCAGUAUUAAAGUACAAGUUAAUUAUGGUCCUCGUAAACCAAGAUGGUUAAAUUUUUUCACUCUAGAAACUCAACUGUGAAUGACGUAAUGGCAAAUCGUAAUAUACCGUAAAUUCUCUAUAAGCCCUGCCUCUCAAUUUACCCUCCCUGUCCAUUAAAGGCCCCCCUCGAACGUGCUUGAAAUGAAUAAGCCCCUCGGAGGCUUAUUAGAGGAUAUAGGUAGUUUAGACCAAUAAAUAUAACGUUUUUUGGUUUCCUUUUUUUUAGAUGUAGAUAUCAAUAACCCAGAAGAAUUUACUAAGCUUGACAACGCCAAUAUGGUUUCUGUAGUUGAAAAAGACUUGAAAUACUUCACUAAACAAGGAGGUAAACACGCAUUGCAACUCAAAAAUGAAACCAGACACUAAACUUGUCAGAAUGCUCUGUUUUAUCGUUAUUCUGCACACUGAACCUUUCAUGCAUUUUUCCUCAUUCAUAGUUUUGUUGGCCUAUCCCCGGUUCAUCUUAUUGUUCUCUUAGGACGCUCAGCUUUCCAUUGUUCAACGGUAUCUACGUCAUUUUUCCCGAAUAUCCUACAGCUGACUCUGUGACUAAAAGGAUAAUGAAUCAGCCUCAUUCUUAUUCAGUCAUUUAUAGGAGUCAAGAUGCUCCUUUGGCCUUUACUCUGACUUUUAAACUGUUUGAUUUGUUUUUUUCAGAGGAGCUGAGUUUGAAGCCGGUAACUAAUUGGGUUAUUGCUGAUUUGUCCAUUAAAGAAGGAAGAGCCCUUGUCAUGGCCGCGCUUAAACAAAUGGUAACUAUGAGCGUAUGUAAUAACAGACUUGAGGUUGCUAGCCUGGGACCAGGCUCCGCAGACUACCUCUCGGCUCAGUUCGCUCGCCGAUAUUUUUUUCCUCCAAUGCGGGGCCUGGGCCCGUUUCUCGAAAGUCCCGAUAAUUAACGGGCCCGUUAAGCUGUUGUUGUAAUGUUUACAUGCAAGAUAGAGGUUUCAAUAGUUUUGCAUCUAACGUGAUAAAACUAUCAGUUAAUGAAACAAAAUGGAGUAGUUUGCAAGCCAGGACCUGCGCUCAUAUUCUUUAUAUUUCGAUUUGAAUAUUUGAUUUCGGACCCGAAAAGUUAGUGGGAUUUGCAUGUUAUUAAGCUUCUUUUUUUGAUUUGAAUUUGUUUUCUGAUUACUUCAUAUUAACAUUACAACAAUGUUUUGACGCGAUAUUAAUCUUUAAAAGGGCUAUGUCAUCACGCUACUUGCUAUCUUUUUGAAAAGCUUAAACAUGUCUUCGCAUUUAUUGAAAUCCAAAAAUAUUGGUCCAGUAUAUUUAGCCGGCAUCGAAACUCUAUCCUGUUGUCUGUUGCUCCGGAUGGCAAGGGUGGACAUGGACAGAAACUUGACCCAAUUUUUCAACCUUUAAUGCUUUGUUUGCAAAAAUCACCAAAAAUAUUUGGUUAGUGUUCUCGGACGAAAUUUGUGUGAUAUCUUUUUAUUAACUCUACAGGUACGUGCUGUGUAUGAAGAAAGGCAUGAAGUAAUUAUUUAAACAUAGAAUUGACCUAAAACUGCAAUAUCUUGGAGACGCGCGGUAGCCCCUUUACACUAACCUUAGAACAAGAUUGAGUCGUCAAAAAUUAUCCGAACAGUCCACUUAUGGAUGUUGGUUAUUAAAGUUAAAAUAAGGAAGAGGAAGCUAAGAACCCUUGAAGCUUUUUGGUUGAGCUUUUUUUUCUCAUUAAUUGCAGAAAUCUUCUUCAAGUACAAGAGUCGGACUAAUCCACAAUCCAGUAAUAAACCAAACAGAUAAUAGCCAACAAGAGCUGCUGGAGUUGGCCAGAACCGUAGAGGCUGUGUUAGCUUCAAAGUCGCAUGUGACUCCAGCCAUGUUAACAUUUAUGGAGAGCUUGCUGGCAGAAGACAAUGACUUUGACAAACUGUCUACAGUUACCAAGGCAAUGGUGGAACUCCUGACAAAGAUCUCGGUUUGUUAAGAUUCUUUGCUACGUCUAUCAAUUUUUGUUUUGUUUUAAGGUGGCUCGACUGGAUUUUUUGGGGCUGAUACCACCCAAGUUUGAGCAUUAACAACGUCGGCAUGAGUAAAGAUAUGGAAAAAAGGUUACCAUAACUGUAUUAUAUAAAUAUGAAAAUUUCUUAUGACCUGGGUUUCAUUACAAUCGGAGUCUCCAUGGCAACGUAAUGACGCCAUUACGUUUUUCAUUUAUCGUCGUGUUUCUCUGUACCAGUAGUUUUUUGAAGAAAUCGCUUAAGGGAGUAUGUACCUGCCAUAAUUGCCUCCAUUAUGGCAAAGUUUGAAGAAUGAGUUGUGCACGUGCACAACUAGCAAAAGAUAUAAAUUUGCAUCAAAAAGAACUCUCGAUUACUUUCCGAAGAAAUAUCCGGAAUAUGCUAAUAUUUGGCUUGUCCUCACAGAUAGCAGUGAGAGCCGAAACGGUGAACGUCACGGCUCAUCGUGUAGGAUGCAAUACAUGAUUAUCUUGCUCGGGUUAUAACAUCACAGAAACUCUCACAAAGACUUGCUCUGAUAUUAUAUAAUGUAUCACUAAUCUCUUUACCCGGUAAUUAGCAUAUCCCGGAGAUUUAACCGAGGGUCCUUUUUGAUGCAAAUUCUAUCUUUUUGCUAAAUGUGCACGUGUAUAUGAAACUUGAAAACAAUGCCAGUGAAUAAUGAGGACGCUCGCUUGUAAACACAAAAUCUGAGGGGAAAAUUGGCUAUAUUUGAGGCCCUAUUUAAAAGUCUUCCCCGUUUUCAAUAUUCUUAAAACUUGCAGGGAAUAUUUCUUAACGAUUGAUCUCCGGAUUGUCGAAUUUGUAAAAAAAUUUAUCGAGCGGUUUUUGGAAAAAUGCGACAUUUUUAGGCAUGGACCAAAUUAUCUCCAAAAACUGUAUCAAAAGCAUCUGAAUGCAAGUUAAGAAAAUCCUUCUUACUCGCCAUCGCCCAGAGCAAUUCCCCUCUUUUUUUUGUAGGAAGUUUACAAUGGAAUCAAACCACUAUGAGAUGAAACCGCGUUCCCAAAGCUUAUCAUUUUCUUAAAAUAUUAGCGAAUUGUGCGGCUAGCAUGCUAUUUCACUGUUUUUAUGAUUCUUAAAACUGCAUUUCAAAAUAUUUCGAAAACGCUCUCAUAGAAUUUCUUCAAACUUUGCCAUAAUGGAGGCAAUUAUGGCAGGUACAUACUCCCUUAAGCGAUUUCCUCAAAAAACUCCUGGUACAGAGAAACACAACGAUAAAUGAAAAACGUAAUGCCGUCAUGAUGUUGCCAUGGCGACUCCGAUUGCAAUAAAACCCAGAUCAUAAGAAAAAUUUCAUCUUUAUAUAAUACAGUUGUUGUAACCUUUUUUCCAUAUCUUUACUCAUGCCGACGUAGUUAAUGCUCAAACUUGGGAGGUACCCCCCUCAAAAAAUCCAGUCGAGCCACCUUGAACGAAGGGUCCUUCACCUUGUGUUUCAUCGGUCCAAAAUAUGGUAAUACUAAAUGAGCGAACUACGUACCUCAUGAAAUUAAGGUUAAGGAGGAGCUUGGCGAAAGGGGAAUUCGUUUCCAAAUAGUGGCCACAUACAUGUAGGUGGUCAUUGAUUUUACGAUUUGGCCUGAAGUCAUUUUCGAUAAAACAAAGGAACAGAAAGGCCCAGAGAGCGAUACACUUUGACAUGUACCAUUUUCGUUCGCUGAUGGUUUCCACAAACCAAAGAUAGGUCGUCGGAAGCACCGCGAUUUGUCGACAGUUGCUUCACAACAAGAAGCACGUACUUUAAAUCUGUGUCAGGAAAGGAGUUUUCAAGGUUUCAUUAUUUACCAACCGGACAACAGCACCACCGCAGGGAUGUGUUAGCUUGUUUUUCUUUAUUUAUGCCCAUAAAACUCAUGACUGCGGAUUAAUGAUGAUGACAAAUGAGGAGUAACCACCAGACAAACUGGUGGAAGUAGAGUAGACUUGGGUUUAUUUUUAGUUACCUUUUAUGAUGUUGUUUUUGCUUACGUACGUUGUUGUGGUUAGUUAAAUACUUGUAUCAGUCAUCCAAGGGAGUUAUCGCUUUUUUCUCAGUCCAGGACAGUGUUACAUCACCUCUUUAAUGCAUACUAUCUAAACCAUAUUUAGGGUCUGAAAGUAGAAACAAUUAAGGCCAAGCUGAUGGGCACGAAUCUCUUCAAAGGGAAGUUGUUUUCUCAUCAAGCAUUCUGUAGACAAGUUGUUAAUCUUCGUCCAGGAGAGUCUGCUCUUAUAACUAAUGGAAGGGUAGGUAGCUAUGAAACGUUUUGACCCAACCCCCGUCCCCCCUGGAGCCAGUGAAGGGAAGCUCUGAUAGGUGAUUAUCAAAUUUCUAGUUCAUGUCAGAUUUAAAAAGGCACCGUCGCGGGAAUUCUCGCCAUAAGUUUGUUUACUUGUGGACUAGUACUUCUGCUAGUUCACGAACUACAAGUGCAGCACCAAAGAGAUGUUCAGUGGAAGGGAGUUAACAAAGAAUUAUUAUUAGCAGUUUGUCUGACUCACAAUGGCACGUCUUGAAAAAAGCUUAUCUAAUUUUUUCAAUUUGCAACCCUUUUCCCCACCUUCUUUGAUUGUAAAAGACAACCGUGACAAGUUUCAUGAUUGCGAUUUUAGCGAGAUAGUAUUUCGCUUGUGUUUAUUUUUGCGAUUUCGAUAGGCAAAUAUGAAAAGAAGGGCAUUAAAUUUCCCGAUUCAAGCGUUCUAAGCUUCAUUUUAUUUUUCAAAAAGUCAGAAAUUUCUCAAAUUUCUAGAUAAACUUAGCCUGCGUCGCAGACACUCUAAACCUUCUGUAUAUACAGAUGGUCUAGACAGUGAUAGGUAGGCCGGCUGCAACGUAAUCUAGAUCAACACUAAGAGGCUAGAUCAAGUGGAACAAGUAAACGCAUUUAGUUGUCUACCCAUGUGUGAAAUCUUUACGAUUUCCGAUGUCCGAUGUCCGAGUUCCGAUGUCCGAUGUCUGUUAUCUGAUGUCCAAUGUACGAUGUCCAUUGUCUAUUGUCUGAUGUCCGAUGUCUGAUGUCCCAUGUUAAGUAUAUAUAUUUUCCAUUGUCUUCUGACUUCAGGUUCUUGGUCCACUUGCUGGAAAUACGCUCCUUACUGAGGAUGACUUUAAGCUUCUUGAGAGCUUUGACAUGGAUCUGUAUGCCCGAAAAGUCAGGGAUCAGGUUUGUUUUAUGUUCAGCCAUUAUAAUGGAGGACUGCAUUUACGAGCACAUACGGUGCGGCAUGCUUCAUCGUCAGUCUUCAGUGAAGAUUUAUUUUUUACUUCUGAUUUUGUCCUUUUGUGUGACUAUUAAUGUAUCAUUGGGGGCAAGUUAAAAAAAACAACAGCAAACAAACAAAUGUUUCUCGUCCGGAUUUCUAUAAAAAAGAGAGCGGCGGACGCGUUUUUUUUUCCCCGUUUUUUUCGUCUUUUUAUUAUUACCAAUUGAAUGCUUUCUUGACAAAUUAUUACUCCCCCCUUGGAUAAGUAAGAGUUAAACACAAAUUUGGUUUAUUUUGAUACAUGUUUUAAAACAGCGUGAUCCGGCGUCAUAAGAUAUAUCUCAAUAGGUAGGGUGCAAUGGGCUGAUAGCGGCUGCCACUGGCGCCCUAGUAUGCUGACGCCCGAGGUUACUGUUAACAUGUUAAUGUACAAUGUAUAACGUAAAGAGGGGGCGUCUUGUUGUCCUCUAAUCCAUGACAUUGCAUUACAUUAAAAAAGUCAAUAUUGGACUCAGUACAGUAAAAACUCGCGGAUAGGAACAUAGAUUUUUCCAACUUAGCCUAAAUAGGUUCUUAUAGAAAUGGUAUUUAGGUGGAUUUUAGGCUACUUAGGUUCUUAAUUAGGUUCUUAAUUUGAUAGGGGCACCAGCGAUCAGCACAGAUAACUACUACAGGGCAUAUGUGAAAUAUAUUGCUGUAUUGAAUAAUUAUCUAGAAUACAGUUUAGAUGAGAAACAUACAGUAAAUGUAUCUUUCCAAAGUACUAGCAUGCAUGUCCUUCAUGUUGCAGUGUCCAUAAAAUGCAGUGUUACAUUUUUGAUUCUUUGAAUCUUACUGACUGAAACCUAGACUAAAAUUUUCUCCGGCUGUAUUUUCAUCUGUGCCUUCAUUUUUGUAUAAUAAGACCCUAUUGAAAAUUUUAGGCUAAAUAGGUUGUUAUGAAAAGGGAGUCUAAAAUGAAAAUUUUAGCUUAACAGGUUGUUAAAUUUCGCGUUCUUAAACGCGGGUUUUUACUGUAUUUAAUCAGUGCUUCGUGUUAUGAAAAGUAAGGCGUGUUAAGUAAGUCUUUGGAAUAACUGAAAGUAACGCUCGUUAGGUUUUGUUCUUUCCAACUUUCCUGUUACAAAUGAUAAAAAAAGAGAGGCGGCCCCAAUAAAUAAAGCUGACGGGACGAGAAACAUUUUUUUAAAACUUGGCCUCAAGUCUGUUUUCUUCCCCUGACCACUCGCAUCCUUUUGCGGGUACUUCUCACCAAUUCUCUGCUCUCUUUGCUGUUAAACGUUUCAAUUAAGUCAUUGUGUAUAACCUUUUACCUAGCCAGUUGUAACUGGAACCACCGUGUCUUUUUUCAAUUCAAACCAUGAUAUUUUGAUAGGUUGAUGAAAUGAUAUUUGAGGAUUUGUCAGCUGAUGAUGAUACCAGGUACGGUUAACUAUUGUACCUUUCAUAUGCCGGACUCAAAUCCCUGUUAUGCUCUGUUAUGUACACGGUCCUAAUCUCAUACUCAUAUUUCUUGCUAGUUUCGUGUCUUAGUCCCUCCUUUUUAGAAAUCCGUUACUAAUCCAAUGUCAUUUAAGGCUAGAGUCUUACAGUCUCAGUGUUUAGACUUAAGGGUAUGUUCGAUUGACCUUAUUCUAGAAUGUGGAAACAUUCUUUAUUAUUGCGGAAUACAAAGGACGCGGAAGGAAGCUGCUCGCAUUGGAAGAGUUUAGAUUACCGACUGAGAGAGUCAGGAUUGGCUUUCUCGUUUCCUCCUAUAAGAAAAUAUUCUGAAGAGUUUCUUCUCUGCUCUAUGUAAAUCUUUUCAUGCAGAGUGCUUUGUCUCGCUUGUGCAAGUGCAUUUCAUUUGUGAAAAGACUACGUCCACUUUUUUCUCUGUGGUUUCAAAAACUAGCCGCGUCGCUAGAAAAAUGCCCUCAUCAUUUCGUUUUGUUCCAGGCAUUCUGCCUCCGGGGGCAAAACGCAUGGAAUAUAUUCCACUUAUUCCAUAAUUGGAAUAGCAUUCAGGUCAAUCAAACAUAUUUUCCGAGCUUUGUAUUCCUGUUGCAGAAUAAGGUCAAUUGAACGAACCCUGGGGCCACAGUCAAACUUGGAACUUUACAUGUGACGAACCUACUGUUCAUGAGCGGUUGCUUAUUAUUACGAUGGAACAUAACAAAAGCUCUUCUUUUUACAGUGAGUUUAGAAGUGACAUUAUUAUGAAGGCCUCAUCAGCGCUGAUUAGACGCGAAAAGCGAUCUCGACAGGAAAUAACUUUCAAGGGCAGUGAUCACAGGUGAGAGGAGCAUACAGGAAAUACAGUCGUGACCUUCUUUAAUACCUUUGCGGAGUAUGUACAAUCCUUUAGUUUCUGCUGGUCGUUACAAUGUAAUUUUAAUUUUGUGUAGUUCAAGUUCUGUUUUGAGGCGAUAUUAGGUUUAAUUUAAACCCUAAUCAUGCAACUAUUAGUUUAUAAAUCCAAGAGGACUUCUCGCAUGUUUUUCUAUUUAUGGCUUUGUCACUAAUGAGUUUGUGAAAAAUAACCAAGAAGCGCAUCGAAAGAGCUACUCGAAAGAGUUAUUCAUGGUUCACAUGGUCGAAAUCUGUGGACCAGCCAUUGAAGAUCAUAGAUUUCCUAAAGGGCAUUUUACAGUGUUUUUCGUUUCCGGCCACACUUAUUUCAACAUUGUUUGUUGCUGCAAAGCCAUCUAUUAGUACGACUUACAGACAAGUUGUGUUAUGUUGCUUGUUAGUGUCAUGGGCAUCAAGCCGAAGCAGGAAGGCGCCAGUUUUGAUAUUGUAGUUGUUGUGGAUCCCCUGUCGAAAGGUAACAACGCUACACCUUUCUUUAGUUGGACAAAUUUUUUUACAGUUUUAGUAAGUUUGGUUUCAGGUUAAUCUCUUACCUGUACUGUCAUUGCUUUGAUAGGAAACAUAUCAUUCGAACAAGUUUAUUUCUACCAAUUUAAACUUUCAAGAAAAACAUGAAAUCAGAUAUUUAGCUGGAUUUCAUCAUGUUGGAAGUUAUUUUUUAAUACGUUAAAUUGCGAUGUACCCUCCACCCUAUUCUCCCUGAUCAUCUACAAUUUGUUUAUAUCUGUCCUUUUUAUUUUCCUCUCCUGUGUUUUUGUUUGUAGCUGCCCAGAAAAUUGCCCCUAUUCUCAUGGUAAGUGUCAAUCGUAUCAGCAGUUUCUGUUUAAGUAGUUCUCACUCUUUUUGGCCCAGUAGGUUAUUCCCGUGUAGAACGAGGCUGGGGACCUGUCCCGCCUCCAGGCCUGUACUUACAUGUACUUACCGCCCAUGGUUUGUCUUAGUGUGUACCAAGUGAUAAUGGCGCCUGGAAACAAGGCGAUAAUGUAACGUGACAGAAUGUUCUGGUGAAGAUGUACCGGUAGCAAACUCAAUAGUGCUUUGAACUAGACCUACUGACACAGGCUAACCGAUAUCCAAUCUGAUUGAGCACCAGUUAUUAUUAUUAUUAUUAUUAUUAUUAGAUGUAAGUGUCAUGAGCCCGACUGCCUACAUAAAUGUAUUUUUCCUUACCUAAGGUACUUCAAAAUGCUACAAAUGUUAACGUCAAACUAGCGAUGAAUUCGCGUGAGAAGCUGUCAGAGUUGCCCUUAAAUCGCUUUUACCGUUAUGUCCUGGAACCUUACGUCUCCUUUAAUGAAAACGGCGCCAUGACAGAAGGGCCAUUUGCCAUGUUCUCAGACAUGCCACAGUCGGUACUACUUACAAUGGGAAUGGAUACUCCUCUUGGAUGGAUGGUGGCAGCCGUGUAUUCACCUUAUGACUUGGACAACAUCAGGUUAAGGGAGGUAAGGAUGAUAGACUACAACAACCGAAGAGAGGGUGUCCGAAUGGUCAGUGAGCUGGAAUUGCAAUCUGAGGUUCUGGGAUUUAAGUCGCUUGAACUGGAAGAUUUUCUCGGUACAUGUAGGCUAUGUCUACUCCUCCAGAGACCUUGUAUAAUAACCUGCUAGUUGGAUUCUUAUUGUUGUUAGGACGGUGAACAAGUGACUGACUUCUACAGCAUUCUUCUUCUAAUUCUCACCUCGCGGCAAUGACUUUUUUUCAUCCCUCCAUUCCACUUAUUCACUUUUUUACUGUUCCUCACUCGCUUUGUUUCGUUAACAUUUUUGUGCUGAGCAUUUGGUUUUUGUUUAUUGAGAUAUUUUGAGUGUGUUAUAUCUUGAUAUGCUGUUUUAUUGGCUGUUUGUCUGUUCUAACCUUCUCCCCCUAAAAAUUUGUGCAGUAUUUACAUCCCUACCUCCCCAUAACGCCAAGCCCUUUACAACAAACAGUUAUCUCCUUUCCCAAAGGGACUGUUGUAGUGAGGUUCGAAAGGUGUUUGGGCUUGUUACAACUGAUACAGAAAAGAAGGGAAACAAGUAUAAAUCCCCUCUCGCAGAAAAGGAAGAAAUACAUAAGGUGACAUAACCUCAUCACGUGCUUGUCCUUCAUAUUACUCUUUUAUUAAUUCUUCAUCAUAGUCUUUUUCUGAUUUUAGGUGGAGAAUCAAGUAAUGGCCAAAUUUGAGUUGGAAUAUAUCUUUAUCGAAGGUACAGUUGCCUGUCGGGGAAGUUUUGAAUCCGUUUUAAUUUUUUUUUUUAAGGGUACAUACAUACAGUUAAAAGCAAUUUACCACAGCUUCCUUUGAUCCAACUAAUUGGUAAAAUGCUUACAAUUAAACUCCUAGCGAUUCUGUUGCAGGCCACUGCUCUGAUUUUGACACCAGACAGCCCCCAAGGGGACUGCAGUUUACACUUGGCACUCCAACCAAGCCUGUUAUGUUUGACACAAUUGUUAUGGCAAACUUGGUAAGAGCGGAAAUGUUGAAGAAAAGUAUUCUUUCAUAGUUAUAAACGUUUUAACAGAUCACUUUAGAUACCCGUCCUUUACAGUUAAAAUUUCACAUAAUUUCAUGGUUGGGGUUUUAAGAUCAGAACCAUUUGACGAUUAACAGUUAGAACUGUGUCUGGUUAAUUUGUGUUAGAUUCUUUGCCGUUAUUGACUUGCUCUUCAAAAUAGCUGAGUAUUUAUAAAAUGUUGUUUGCUGAUGUGACGGUAUAUACAAUUUGCUCACGCACAUUGUUCCUGGUCUUUCCAAGUUCUACAGGUACCCCUACCAUUCUAACUUACCAUUUUGUUUUUUUCAUCUAAUUCAGGGAUACUUUCAGCUAAAAGCUUAUCCAGGGGCGUGGUCACUUAGCGUGAGAGAGGGAAGAUCAUCUGAAAUCUAUGACAUUGAAAGGUACCACUUCUAUUUCUUACUGUUAUAACAAUAAAGUAACCCAACAAAGAGUAACCAGUCAGUGAUUCUUUUUAAUUGUCUAGUGUUUCUGGUAGCAUCAAAGAGGAUAAACAUUUCACAGUUGUAGUGGACAGUUUUAUUGGAAAACUAAUGAAAGUAAAGGUGAGGGUACCUCUACAGAGUUAUUCGCUUUGGUAAAUAAUGACAGACACUCGGUGAAUAUAAGAAAAGGCAACAUUCAUCAUGUGACGAUCAAGCGCCAAAUAUGCGAUGGGUUUUUUAACCCAUGGGAUCCUGUCAGGUACUCCGAUUUUGUCUUAGUCUCACGGUCGUGAAAUUACGAAUCUUACGUCUGUCUCAUUAGCUUUUGUAUAGUGAAAUUGUGUUUAUAUGGUGUUUACUUUUUUAAUGAAAAAACAUUCUUUUCAAUAGCUUCUGGUUUCUGUCCACAUGUACUUAGAGUAAUUGCAUUGCUGAGUGCUCACCCGACCUAUGAUUUGUACUAAAAUGUGGUUGUGUACUUAGGUAAAGAGAAAACCUGGAAUGGAAGGAAGAGAUCUUCUGGGUGAUUCAGACGCUCAGUCAAGAGGCAUAUGGGAUUCUUUGUCAAGGUAAUGUUACUACACCUUGUAGAAAGAGAUAUAAAUAUUUUUCCAUCUGUAUGGGCGGUCCACAUGGCUUUCGAGCAGUUUCGUUUGGGAGAGGACGCUGUUUUCAGGUGUUUCUUGCUGUAAAAAUUGUGAUUGUAAUUGAUUGCAUUUAUUUGUGGUUAAAUAGCUAGGGGUCGAUAAGCAUUGAUUAGUUUAGGGCUCGAGAAAAGUAAAAAAAGUAAAUUUGUAAAAAAAAAAAACACUCAAAAGAACUGUCUAAUACCUUUGUGAUUUUUAGUUGUGUGAAGUCGUUAAAAGUUUGCUACAGUUACGAAGUAACGUCAACGACAAGAAAAUCUUUGUCUUUUCUUUGCCUGCGAGCAAGCUCUCUCGGCUUUUCCCCCUCGGACCUGGAAGUUGGGCGGGGGGAGGGGUUACUAGAGGACCCGCCCCCUAAGCCGAGCUCAGAGAUCGUCAAGUGGGCUAAGUGGGCUUUCUCGCCAGCCAGACAUUUUUAAACAAACUUUAUGUGCUAAUUUUGUCUCAGUGGUUGAUGUCAUAUUUACUGUUCUCGUGCUACGUUUGUUUUAGUGCACACUAACACUGGUGGUUUUCUUCAUUUAGUAUCGUCGGAAGUGACUCCAAGGAGAAAGCCUCCGACGACGAGACUAUCAACGUUUUCUCUGUUGCAUCUGGGCAUCUUUAUGAAAGGUUCUUGAGGUGCGAAAUGAGCAAAAUUUUUUUUUAUUAUUCCUUACAACACUGCCUUUAAAACACAUGAUCAACUCAUUUUUACAUAUAGCAAAUGAAAACUCCAUUAAAACACCCCCCCCUCCCCAAUCAUCCUGUACUUUAAUUCGGUGGUGAAUUUUUGAAAAGUGAUCAUUCCGCUUGUUUUUGUAAACUUUAGUUGGGGACCAAACUAAGAAACAUUUUAAACUUUUUUACCGCAGAAUUAUGAUGUUGACCGUCAUUAAAAAUACCAAGAAUCCUGUUAAGUUUUGGUUCUUGAAGAACUACCUCUCACCUACUAUAAAGGUAAAGUAAGUUAUAACGCUAUCACGCGUACCUUGAUUUUUGAUAAUUUUUAUUUUCAUUUUUCGAGGUUUGUUCUGCUUUCUUGAUUUGAUGUAAAGGAUUUUUGGCUAAUUGAAAGCCAAGCUUACCUGAUAUUUGGAGGAAAUCUCUAUUUUUUGUCGUGUUAACAUGUUGUCACCUUUUCUUACAAGGCCUUUCUACCACACAUGGCAGAAGAAUAUGGUUUUAAGUAUGAACUUGUGCAGUACCACUGGCCACAUUGGCUGCAUGCUCAAACGGAAAAGCAGAGGAUAAUUUGGGGGUAAGUAUGUCUUUUUUCAUCAGAGCCAGUGACUUGGUCUUAAGUGAUCGUUAUUAUGAUCCGUUGCAGUAGAGUCAAGCCAUUUUCUCAUUUGAUUACAUUCACGUAAAGUAUGAGGUGUGGACUCUAGAACUAAUAGGUGGACUUCUUUCAAAUAUAAUCCGAUUAGAAUUCGAUCAUAAUUGUGAUUAACGCCUAAUGUAAACUGUAUUCCUCCGAUAAAGCUUAGAAAUUUGUGUCCGUCUUAGCAUUUUUCACCAUUGAAUUUGGCCCGGUUCAAACGUCGAACGUUUCAUGUUCUGAACCUAAUCCCUUCAAUUAAGUACAUGAAAAGAUCGACGUUUGAAUCAAUCAAGUCCGACAUGUCUUUUGGGUCGACCCUGAAUUAAGAUGUGGAGCGACUUCGUUUCAAACGUCGAACUUCUCAUAUGCCGAACCUAAUGCAAACUUACUAUAAUUUAUUUUCACUGGUAAGCAUUGUAGACCAUUGUACAUGGUGAAAGUGAAUUUAGCCUAAAUUCGACGUCGAAAUCAAGCGUCGAAUUUGUAUCAUUUGGGUCGACCCAAAUAGGUAUCAAGUGUGGCACAUGAAAAGUUUGACGUUUGAACUGGGCGUCAGUUAGGUCAUUAGUAUCGACGAUAAUUAUGAAAAUGGAAGUUACACAGUUUGCCGUUAAAAUGGAAAAUGACUUUGUUAUAGGUUCAUGAAGAUAUACAGAUGUCAAGACAUUUGAUAGUGUCCCGUUACUGGCCUGUUAGUUACUUGCAUAAAGUUUUUAUCACUGUGUUUGUUACUGCUAUAAUUCAGUGUCGUCAUUAAUUUUGUUUCAGGUACAAAAUUUUGUUUUUGGAUGUACUCUUUCCCCUCCAUGUCAAGAAAAUCAUCUUUGUUGAUGCAGAUUUAGUACGUAUCUCUCUAUCAACAUUCAGUUCUCUCCCAAAUUGCGUAGAGUAUUAUAGCCUGCAUGCGAUCAGGUGGUCCUUUUUCCCUUUUUUUCUUUACCGUCCGCCGGCUGUUACCCCCCUUGAAAGGCAAAAACAAAACAAAAAGAAAGCCUGAUCGCAGGUUAGGACUAUUGCACUUGUUAGUUUCAAACAGGAAGGUGAAAGUGAAAUGUGCCGAUAUUCAAUAUUUGAGUUAGGCAUUUCAAGCCUUAGUUCUUAAGUGCUACGGUUAGAACACUUGAUAUAACAGCAGUUGGUUAAUUCCCGAUACUACUGUGACUAUAACUCCAGUCUGCCACAUGUUUCCUCUAUCUCAUCCACUCUCUAAAGGCCUCUUUACAUGGAGGUGAGCGACCCCAUGUAGGCGAGGUAACCCGCUAAGGUGGGGUAACCCGCCCGUCCAUAUAAUGUAUCAUUUUAAUUUGAUAUCGUUUACAUGAUAAGUGGGGUGACCGGCCAAGGCGGGUAGCCUGGUCUGCCAGACCGUGUUACCCUCUCAGCAGGAGUCAAAUUUUGUCGUGUAAACGUUUCAAGAUGGGGUAACCCGCCUAUCCGGGGUCGGAUUCGCGAUACUGAAUUCCCGCAAAAUUCACUUUAGCGGUAGCUUUCCAUCAUUAUUAAAGGUAACAAUAGAAAGCCACAGCACUGAAGGUUGCAGCAAGAGCAGCAAAUGAGUGUAGAAGAGCAUUAAUCAACAAAAAAACGUGGUUUGCUAGCAUUUUUCUUGUUUACGUGCUUGGCGACCAAUCAAUAAUCUUGAGAAAGUGCACCCCGGGAUGGCGGGGUUGUAAGAUUGCGUGUAAAGGAGGGUUAUUUUUUACCCCACCUAAGGGGGUUACCUCACCUAUCUGCCUCACCUUCAUGUAAACAGGCCCUAAUGCUAUUUAUAGCCUUCAAAUGAAAAUGGAAAGGUGUGGACGGGUCUUAAGAUACAAUAUUAUACGGGCAUGCACUUAUUACCAAUCACUAAGUAACACCUGGAUUUUCUCUGGUUUCUAGAUUGUUCGAGCAGAUUUAAAGGAGCUUAAUGAUAUCGAUUUAUAUGGUGCACCCUAUGCUUACACUCCAUUCUGCAGCAGUCGCAAGGAGAUGGACGGUUUUAGGUAUGAUCAAUUAUUUCUUGGACUGUUAGAGAUUACUCUUCCUUCGGGCCUGAAGUUUACCGACAGCUUUGGGUGACGAACGAACUGUGAAUUCCAAAACUGCUUGAAAAGGUUUUAGUAAGAAAAGGAAACGAAAGGCGAUGCUCUCUUCUUUUAGACUGAACUGGACUUCAUAUGAAAGAGCUGAUCUUAGGCGUGGUUUAACCUUUGUUAAGCCAAAUUUUAAAGCGAAGUUUACUUGUCAAGGAGCGCGCAUCUUUAACUUUAAAUUAUUUAUGCUAAACCUUUACUGCGAGAUCCAGUAAUAGUAAGACAAAGUGUCACUCUGGACCGCGGUCCACUAUCGUGGAAUUAACUUUUAACCCUGCAUUAACGCGCUAAUCGGUCUUUGGGCAGGACCAGGCCCUGUUCAACAACGAAUUCCUUCCGCGUUUGACGUAAUCGUUGGUUUGAACGCAGGUGAAAUCGUCGUGGGGAAAGCACCCGUUGUCCUAGAUACUUCAGUCUCUGCUUUGAUGUUAGCGUCUCGUUUCUUGUUUUCUGCCAGGUUCUGGAAUGUUGGCUACUGGAGAAGUCAUUUAGGAGGACGGCCUUAUCACAUCAGGUGAGAGAUUUAGCGACACAAAUCAUAAAAGACCGAGGUUUAGGUGUUUUCAUUUCACUUUCGCGGUAUGCGCGUAGUCUUAAAGGGUGUUAAAACUAGUACUGAUUUCAGGAGCUAUAGAGCGUUUUCACUCGCGUGGCUAGCAACUAUACAAAUUUAUUGGAACAAAAGAAAGUUUUUACAUAGGAAAAAGGUUGGUUCAACUCCCCACAGGAUUGGUUUGGGACACCAACAUGGCCGCCGUCUCAUUGUUUCGGGACACCAAUAUGGCGGACGUGACGUCAGAUGAAAACAGUCUAUUAAAUGCAGGAAACAUGCAGUGGCGACUGCAACUUCGGUAUUCUCAAGGUUAAGACUGUAUUAACCUUAAGCACAAAGGGAACGUUGUAAUUACAUUGGAGGAUCUAAUGGGUGUCUUUGGAGAAAGAGAGCCUUGUUUUGACGAUUUUCUUUUCUCUUUGUGUAGUGCACUGUAUGUUGUUGAUUUGGAUCGAUUCAGGCGCCUCGCUGCUGGUGACAGACUCAGAGGUCAAUACCAGGUAAGGCUGGGCAAACUGAUUAUACUGACAUGCUUAAAGAAUGUCCAGCUCCUGUUUUCUAAGAGAAAUGCCCCGGGAACAAGGUUUUCCUUUUCCCUUAUGUUUUGACAGCAGAAUAUUCCCGAUCACCUCCCAAGACAUCCAAGAUUUUCUGGAUUAGAGUUUUGAAAGUAACGCUAGGAUUCUAUUAUCGAUAUACGAUGCUGAUAGCUCGUUUGUUGUGUUUUGUUUUUUCUAGGGCUUAAGUCAAGAUCCAAACAGUCUUUCAAACCUUGAUCAGGUGAGGUUUUCCGUUUUUCUAAGUGGUUUCAUUGCUGUUGUAAGUAAUACCGAACAGUGCAGAAUAUCCCGCUUAAAAGUUAACUAGAAGCGCGUGACUGUGGCCUAGUUUGAGCACAACUGAAAGAAGACACUAGUUCUGCCGUGGAGAAAUUCUAAGGUGCUAUUAGCCAGUUUAGUCGUUUGUUACCUCAGUUUUGCCGUUUUAACUUUUAACCGCGUGUACUCUUUCAGGAUUUGCCCAACAACAUGAUUCAUCAAGUUCCCAUCAGGUCCCUACCUCAGGAGUGGCUUUGGUGUGAAACAUGGUGUGAUGAUGAAUCCAAAAGCAGAGCUAAAGCUAUUGACCUGGUACGGAUCACAAACUAAUCUUUUUAACUUUUAUCGACCGAGUUAAGUUACAUGAUAGUGUACAGUAUAUUGAACAAAAUUUGCAGAUGAGAGCAACGUACGUAGUCAUAGCCUGGGCCAUCUUUUCGAAGCGUCCGGAAAUCUUUGUCGUUUGCAAUAAUUAUCUUCAAUUUCAAACUGUGGAUAAUUUGAAGUCUCAAUCAGGACUCCACGUGAGGUAGCGGUUUGAGAUCGAUGUAGUAAGCCACGCGCAUUCACACAUGUACACAAAGUCGAAUAUACAAAAUAACGUUUAUUAUAUACAUACUGAGAUAUACUCACCGAAAAGCUAUGUCGUAAAUUUUCAUACGCAAAUGAGUUCUAGCCAAUCAGAAGGACGAACGAUGUUUUGCACACAUGAAAAAAUGAUACGUCCAAUCAGAAGCCACAGGUGUGUGAGUUUCGCGCCAAAAGUAGUGCUUUUUAUUGAAACUACUUUAAUUUAGACUUAAGCUUAUAUUCAAACCAGCCAUUUUAUAAAUGUGCAUUCAUGACAAAAAGUUAAUUUUACAGUGCGUGUAAUUCUUAGAUUACUCCAUAUCCGAUACCGAUACCGCCGCCUGGUUAGCUCAGUUGGGAGCGCCGGUCUGCCGAGCGGAAGGUCGCGGGUUCAAACCCCGGCCGGACCAACACUCAGGGUCUUUUAAUAACUGAGAAGAAAGUGCUGCCUUUGUAAUGACAUCUGCAAAUGGUUAAACUUUCUAGUCUUCGCGGUAAGGACGAAAAACCGUAGGUCCCGUCUCACAGCACUUUCACUGAUUUGUUCUUGUGGGACGUAAAAGAGCCCAGCUAGUCGAAAAGAGUAGGGGUCGUAGUGGUCGGUGGUGUGGCCAACCUUUACGGGUUGUGGGAUUGGGUAGGGAUGGCACCGCGCAUGGGACCUGAGUCCUGUUCGUGCACAUUCCCUCUGGGCAGGCCUGUGUCCAGAAAAGCUAGUAAAUAUCCUUACCCUCAUUACAUUUUUAACAAACGUUAGCCCUGGCUAAAUCUAUAUAUUUGAUAUAUUAUUUCAUUUGUUUUUUCCCUAGUGUAAUAAUCCAAUGACUAAGGAACCAAAACUUGAGAGUGCUGUACGCAUAGUGAAGGAAUGGCCUGAUUACGACAAUGAAAUCAGAAACCUGCAAGAAUCUGUGGCCGCUAAGAUGGCUUCGGCAAAAUCACAAACAGCUACGCCAAGCGGUUAGUAACCAUUUAAACUUCAUUCGAAACAAAUUUUCUGGUGGAACGGGAAGGUUAAUGUUCUUUUUUAUUUUUUCACCAAUGUGGCGAUAGUGGUAAAUUUACUGUACGAGUUCAGGUAAUGGUUUCAAGCAAUGAAAGUGUAAACACAAUACCGUAUUAACAGCUUUGCAAAGUUCACCGACUGUUGUGGCUACAUUGAAGAGGAGCUUUCGGGUCGUCUGUUUUUUAUGCCAGAACCACUGUUUGGUGAUUUGCCUUAUUUUAUUAGUUGAGAAAAUCUCUUUCAACUCUUUGAUAAAAGGCAAAAAUUUUAUUUUUUUAAUUUUUCGGACGACGACUCGAAAUGUUUUUGAUGAUUGUGAUUAACUCGAAAAUACUAGGUUACUGUGGACUCAACCGCAAGAAGAGUCUCUGUGGAUUCUUGGGUUGGUGAUUGGAAUACAUUUUAUUCGUUGAUAACGAAUUGCAUUCAAUUGUUUGAAAAAAAAGUUGCACGAAAAAACAUGAGAAAACAUGCAGAAAUCGUCUAGUGACGUUGUUUUCCCUUCAAACCUUCUUCAUCAGGUGUUAUUUUUCUUGCCCAACGCAAAAAAGCAGUCAACUCAAUUGUCAGUGUUACGGUCUUUUGCCCAUCUUCCAAGGGUAACUGCUUAAGAUUUGUGCGGCAGGUUUGAUUGUAUUUCGAUGCUUUUUUCCCACAGAUUCUUCAAAUCAAGCAAAGGAUGAGCUUUAGUUUUUUUUAAUUCUCUAUAACUCCAGCAUUCACGUCGCAGACCUGGGAAACAUUUAAUAAUAUCAAGAUGACGUCUAACUUCGUGUUCCAACGACUCUUUACUCUUUCACUGCUAGAACCGAACAACGUCACCGAACAUUUUCCACAAUGACAAAAGAUAUCUCAUAUUUUGAUAAAAAGGUAUAUGAGUAUAAAGUAUUUCAUGCAGAUUUCUUUCAGUGUAAUAGAAACUAUUAUUUUCUAGGGUAUUCUAUCGUUGUAGAAAUGUUAAUGAAUUUUCUUGAAAAUGUUUUGUAGUUUCCUCAAAAUCAUAACCCCGGGGACCCACCUUAACACCUCUCCAUGGUCUCUGAACCCACCAGGCUCAGUAUUUCAGUGUUUCUCUGUAGAGGUCAGGGUUCGAAUCCUGGCAAGCCUGAAUUUUUCAGGCUUUCUUUUCGCAACGGCGUUGGUUAAAUGCGUCUUUACUGCGAUGAUCUUCCUUGCUUUUAUUUAUGGCCCUGUUACACAUUGAAGUUUUAAGGUAACUAGCGAAGCAUGCGCGGGAAUAGUUUUUUAAAGUAACGAUCUGGGUAACACGGAAAGCCAUUUCUAUGGUUAUGUCGCCAUACGCGUUCCUCACAUAGGAAUAUUUUUCAUUUUUACCUAGAGAAUGCAUAAACCUACAAAAAUGCAGUUUACGAAAUAAAAUGUAUUUAAAGACCAUUUUUAAAGGGCGUUUUUUGUGUUAAAAGAUUUCGGCAAAUCAUGAGAGUUGCAAACAAUAGCCAAGAAAAGUUUACAAUUUACAUGUUCCUCAUAUAGGAUUUCUGUGUUAGUUAGACUCAGACGAGAUUAAUAUACAUGCGGCUUUGCGAAGAUUUGGUAAAAUUUGAUGUUUAACCAAUCAGAAAUUUAGUACAGACAGCAGUAAAGUUAGCACCUUUAUGCAUUCCGACGCGUUCAUUGCGUUUGCUUCUUUCCUUCUUGUCUGGACCAUUACUUAAAGUAUAUUGACUUUUUGGCAAAGCCAGAAUUGGGCACUAGUGUGGGCCAAGGCAAUGUUCACACUUAGACUACAAGUAGUCCCCAUUUUUCCUCAGGGAUAGUAGAGCAAGCGAAACGCGAGCGCGCGUGAAAAUCACCCCACGCGGCAAAAGCGAGACACCAUACCGGAUAGGGCUUCUGUUCACACACAACAACGGUGAUUUCUCUGGCGCGAUUUCUGUAACAGAGCAAAGCUGUGCCAUGGAGAUCUCGACGUUGGGGCGUCACAUAUCGGAUAGGUUCUGUGCCACACUAGUGUGAACUGGUAUUCGGACCGUAGUGGAAAAUAAUUUGGAGCGAGAACUGGGACCCACUGAGACGGAGGUAAAUAUUCAGAAGUUAGCAUGGGGAUUAAGAGAACCAAACCCUCUCGGCCAACCGCCUCAGAACGAUGUUCCAUGUGUGUGAACGACUUUUUCCAGAUCUGUGCCGUUGCUGUUCAUGCUACGGCCGGAUCGCUUUUUGUGCCUGCACGAAAAUCAUCCGGUUUAGCCAGUGAACAUGGUCUAAA
Molecule: messenger RNA, 36327 nt
Organism: Porites lobata
Lineage: Eukaryota; Metazoa; Cnidaria; Anthozoa; Scleractinia; Poritidae
Source: the annotation of a GenBank genome assembly